AUGGAGAGCACAAAUCGCUCCCUCUUUGAAGCGCCCUACUUCUUCGGGUACAUUUGCGAGGACGAUGUUUUCGAUGAAAACGGCAAGGUUAAAAUCCGCGUACGGAACCACUACGAAUGCGAAGUUCUUCAGCUGAAUAGGACUUUUGCUGAAAAGUAUCAUCUCCACAAUGAUUCAUCGUCCUACGUUGCAGCUGACUACCAGAAAGACUCUUAUAGGUCAACAUUUCGAAUCGAUGCUGGAAUAGACAGAGAUGAUUUUCAAAACGGAACAAAUGGAUUUUCUUGGUGCCCAGCUAACCCUUAUAUUCCACAACGGUUCCGUUAUAAAAUAAAGCUUGGAAUACUGCUUGCCUCGAAAGAUAAGAGGGAGAAAGCUCUUUGCACAGAGAAAAAACUCGUCAAAACAACGCUUAUACGAUUUGCACCACGACAGGGUUUCUGA
Messenger RNA from Oikopleura dioica, 444 nucleotides. The record is from the annotation of a GenBank genome assembly. Lineage: Eukaryota; Metazoa; Chordata; Appendicularia; Copelata; Oikopleuridae.